This is a messenger RNA of Dioscorea cayenensis subsp. rotundata (Guinea yam), 1649 nucleotides long. Its product is annotated as splicing factor 3B subunit 4. Gene Ontology annotation, biological process: positive regulation of mRNA splicing, via spliceosome. The record is from RefSeq and is a predicted model, not a curated record. Gene Ontology annotation, molecular function: RNA binding. Lineage: Eukaryota; Viridiplantae; Streptophyta; Magnoliopsida; Dioscoreales; Dioscoreaceae. The transcript has 9 exons. Gene Ontology annotation, cellular component: U12-type spliceosomal complex; nucleolus. Bases 88 to 1230 code for a protein of 380 amino acids.
CGCACGUGCCAAACCCUUGUUGGGCUUUGGUCUCUAGGGUUCGCGGCGAAGAGGGAAGAGGGAGCGAGCGGUGAGAAGCCUUGGGAGAUGACGACUAGGAUCGCUCCCGGCGUCGGAGCGAACCUCCUCGGCCAACACUCCGCCGAGAGGAACCAGGAUGCCACUACAUAUGUCGGCAAUCUUGACCCCCAGGUUUCUGAGGAGCUAUUAUGGGAAUUAUUUGUCCAAGCUGGGCCUGUUGUUAAUGUCUAUGUGCCGAAAGAUAGAGUUACUAAUCUUCAUCAAGGAUAUGGGUUUGUGGAGUUUCGGAGUGAAGAAGAUGCUGAUUAUGCAAUCAAGAUUUUAAACAUGAUAAAACUGUAUGGAAAGCCAAUACGUGUGAAUAAGGCUUCACAAGACAAAAAGAGCCUGGAUGUUGGGGCAAACCUUUUUGUUGGAAAUCUUGACCCGGACGUGGAUGAAAAGCUUCUAUACGAUACAUUCAGUGCAUUUGGAGUUAUUGUAACAAAUCCAAAGAUUAUGCGAGACCCUGAAACUGGAAACUCCAGAGGCUUUGGGUUUAUCAGCUAUGAUUCGUUUGAGACAUCGGAUGCAGCAAUUGAGGCCAUGAAUGGUCAAUACUUAUGCAAUCGUCAAAUCACAGUUUCAUAUGCUUACAAGAAAGACACGAAAGGGGAACGACAUGGAACUCCGGCAGAGCGAGUACUGGCUGCAAGCAACCCAACAACACAGAGGAACAGGCCGCAUACCUUAUUUGCAAGUGGACCUCCAACUCUUCCAAGCGGUCCCCAAGCAAAUGGUGCCAAUAUUGGCGCUCCCGUUCCUCGUCCUUUCCUCACUACCCCAGUCCCACCUGGUCAGAUACCACCAGUUCGUCCUCCACCACCACAAGCUGGCCAGUUCCCGCCACCUAUGCACAUUCCCGGAGCACCUCCAUCCUGGCCUGGUCAGCCACAACAGCCUCUGCCUUCUCUUGGCCCACCUGUGGUACCAGCUCCCCAAAUGCAGCAGCAGUUCAGGCCUCCACCGAUGAGGCCACCGGCCAACAUACCUCCGCCACCCCCACAGAACAUUAUGAUGGGGGCACCACCACCCCAUUCAGGCAUGGGUGUUCCACCACCCAUGUGGAGACCAGCCCCACCACCCCCUCAACAACUUGGUGUAAGACCUUUCCCGCCCCCUCAGAUGUCGAUGCCACCGCCUCCACCACCGGCAAACUCCACAUUAUAAAUCUCAUCUGGUGCGCAUUCAGGUCUUUUGAAGAUUAUACUCCCCUGGGUGAUGAAAUUGAUAUCCAAUGGAGGCUCUCUACAAAGCUAACGCUGCAAAUUACUUAUACUGUGCCAUUUGCAUGUAACCUUGCGGAGCAUGGUGUAACGACAAUUAGAUUGCUAGGCUGAAGGAGUUGUCAACUCACACGGAAAUCAGUUACUGAGCACUUGUCUUGUGAGAUCAGCUGUUAAACAGGUUGAGGAUGUAUGUUGCCUUAAAAGAUGUUUUCAUUUUUGUGUUGAGCUAUGACUGCAUGUUGAACAUGAUGUUAGCCAAGAUAAGAUUACUGGAUUUGAAUGGCCAACUUGGUGUAUGAAAUGUUGCCUCUUUGAAAUUUAUUUCAUGUAAUUGAAGAAGACACUGAUGAACUUUGAUUU